Messenger RNA from Malania oleifera, 1024 nucleotides. Its product is annotated as probable NAD(P)H dehydrogenase (quinone) FQR1-like 1. Lineage: Eukaryota; Viridiplantae; Streptophyta; Magnoliopsida; Santalales; Ximeniaceae. The coding region runs from base 144 to 755 and encodes 203 amino acids. Gene Ontology annotation, molecular function: FMN binding; NAD(P)H dehydrogenase (quinone) activity. The transcript is spliced from 4 exons. The record is from RefSeq and is a predicted model, not a curated record.
AAACAAACCUCCUCUUAACUUAACUAAUCGAAAGAGGUCAGCUCCUCCCUCCCCCGCUAUAAAUAUGGCCUUCCCUUCCUCCUCGCUUCAUUCCCCUCCCCCAUUAAAACCCCUUCCUUCCUUCCUUCCUUUCUCCCACAGCUAUGGCGACUAAAGUCUAUAUUAUUUACUAUUCAAUGUACGGGCACGUUGAGAAGCUGGCAGAGGAGAUAAAGAAAGGAGCAGCGUCUGUGGAAGGAGUUGAAGCAAAACUGUGGCAGGUACCUGAAACGCUGUCAGAUGAGGUGCUAGCAAAGAUGAAUGCACCACCAAAGAGUAAUGUGCCACUUAUUACUUCUAGUGAGCUCGCUGAAGCUGAUGGUUUUAUUUUUGGUUUCCCCACAAGAUUUGGAAUGAUGGCUGCUCAAUUUAAAGCAUUUCUGGAUUCAACUGGGGGCCAGUGGAGAACACAGCAGCUGGCUGGCAAGCCUGCAGGCAUUUUUUACAGCACGGGAUCUCAAGGAGGCGGACAAGAGACUACCCCUUUGACAGCGAUUACCCAGUUGGUUCACCAUGGAAUGAUUUUUGUGCCCAUCGGGUAUACAUUUGGGGCUGGUAUGUUCGAGAUGGAGCAUGUGAAGGGCGGUAGCCCCUACGGUGCUGGAACUUUUGCUGGGGAUGGUUCAAGGCAGCCCACUGAGCUAGAACUGGAGCAAGCUUUUCACCAGGGAAAGUACAUUGCUGGCAUUGCAAAGAAACUCAAGGGAACUGCAUGAUUUCUCUUACCAUAUAACCACCAUUGGUUUUCUAUACUUGGAUCAUUUUGGUCUCUAGAAUUUAAGUUUCCUUCCAUUUGGCUUAUAAAAAUAAUAUGUUCUCUUUCGAAUAUGUUCGUUUUUUCAUCCAUGUAUGUAGCUUGAGCGUUACAUCAGAGCAUUUCUUCAAAACAAUAGCUUCCUCCAUUAAAGUUUGAGUGAUCAUUCCAUCAAGUCUUCUCUAGUUGUGAGACAACACUACAAGCAAUUGCAUUCUUUUUCGCUCUGCA